Medioppia subpectinata is the source of this 330-nucleotide messenger RNA. NCBI's taxonomy places the organism in Eukaryota, Metazoa, Arthropoda, Arachnida, Sarcoptiformes, Oppiidae. The record is from the annotation of a GenBank genome assembly.
GGCGUGUAUUUGGAACAUCGCUGUGGCAAGGAACUGGCCAUUAACAUCGUACUGACCAUGUGCGGAGUCCUACCUGGAAUAGUACACGCGUUAGCAAAUAUAAGUCAGUCACAGCAAACAAUUUUUAGCAACAUCAAACAACCAACAAUGUCACACCCAAAUCCCUGCUUCAGUGUCAAUACAGCGCUGGAAACAUCUAAAUUAAUCUUGGACAUCAUUAUGCCACCAGUGGGCGUAGGUUUGGAAAAGGGCUGUGGCAAGGAUCUGGCCAUUAACAUCGUGUUGACCAUGUGCGGAGUCGUACCUGGAAUGGUACACGCAUUAUUUUAA